Messenger RNA from Trypanosoma theileri, 2031 nucleotides. RefSeq lists its product as uncharacterized. The record is from RefSeq and is a predicted model, not a curated record. NCBI's taxonomy places the organism in Eukaryota, Euglenozoa, Kinetoplastea, Trypanosomatida, Trypanosomatidae. The coding region runs from base 1 to 2031 and encodes 676 amino acids. The transcript has a single exon.
AUGAGUGCACCGAAGUUUAUCUCACUUCGUGUCACCCGCGACCAGCACGGCAACGCAGUUUCCAUUGAGAGAGAUGAUAGUAUGAUGGAUGAUCAGAAGUACAGCUAUACACCAUCAACGAAACUCUCUACUUCUCAGGCAAUAACAGAUAAUAAACAAAGACGAAAGAAUACACAACGACCACCUUGGGUGCAUCCCAUUAUCUCUCGUGGUACACAGACAAAUACAUCUGAUCUCAUCCUUGAUGAUGAUGAGCAGCCGCCUACCAUUAUUGAGAUGAUUCAGCCCCAAUGGGGAAGUACCACCAUUCCUGUUUCUUCUCCUCUUUCUUCUCCUCCUGUUCUUUUUCCAUCGGCAACACAAGAGGAGGAGAGUCUUUUCACAGAGAAUGGAAAGGGAACAUGUGGAGAGGAGUUUAUCCUUUCCCUUUUUCCAUCACCGAUCAAUCCACACACUUCACAUGUCUCCCCUACACUAGACAGGAGUGGUAAACGGACGAGUGGUCCACAUCUAGCACACAAUAAUAAUAAUAAUAAUAAUAAUAAUAAUAAUAAUAAUAAUAAUAAUAAUAAUAAUAAUAACUCACAAGAGAGUAAAAGCGUGCAAAAGACGUUUGUGUCUAAAUCAUCCUUCAUAAAUGAGCCGCGGAGGUCUGUCAGAAGAAGCGUGCCUAUUGAGCGAUCAAAUGUCUCUGCAGUGCGGUGGUCAAAGUCACUUUUGCAAUCUGGCUCUGUUCAGUCCUCAGUCUCUCCGUUAAGGGAUUCGAUUGAGAUAAUGAAAGGAGAGCAACAGCAGCAACAACAACAACGAUAUGAAGAAAAGGAAGAAAAAGAAAUACGACAAGAUCAAUAUCAAGAACAAACCUCUUUGCUGCAUAAUAAGCAGAAGUUGGAUGAAAUGUUAGGAAUAUGUGAAUCUGUAAUGGAUGAAAGGAUGCUUCCGGAAUCACAAAAGUUGAGAUCACCUUCAUUACAUCAGCAGGAUUCCUCUCACGCACAUGAUAUUCAACAAACAGAGACGAGAGGUCAUUCGGAGGAUAUAAAGAGCGAGAAGAUAUCAGAUUAUCCAUUGUAUUCUCCAUCAUUGAAUACUUCAAAAGAUGAGGAAGUAGUAUCAGAAACGAGUAAAGCUACAAAUAGUUCUCGUGUAUUAAGUGUGCCCAAAGAGGAGGAGGAGAAGAAGAAGAAAGAGAAGAACGUUAAUGUUGAUGAAGAGAAAAGUGCACAUUCUGUGGAAGCUCUGCAAGAGGUAGAUGAAAUGAAAUCCUCCACCAAUGGUGAAGAGCAUAUCAAUCAGCAAGAGAAGAAUGAUAAUACAGAUUCUAUUAUAGAAGUCCUUCGGGGUGAGCUGCAGUAUUCUCAUUCCUGUAUUGAACAGCAACAGCAACAGUUUAUUGAUGCCAUUCGUGAAUCUACACAACAUCAGGGUGAAAUGGUUAAUAUUAUGAAGAAAUUGGUACAAACUCAAAGUAGUGGGGAUCACAAGCAACAAGAAGAAGAAGAGAAAGAGAAUUCAUUAGAUUUACGAGAGUCUUGUACGUCACUAUCUAUUAUGGAAGAUGUGAAGGAAUCUCAAGAUGUUGAGAGUGGAAAAAACAGUAGUAACAUCAGUAGCAGCGAUUACAGUAGUGUGGAAAUUGGUAAAUAUGAAGAAAAGAAGUCCUUUUGCAUGGAGAAUAACAGUGAUAACGAAGAAGAAGAAAAAGUAUCUGAAGGGGAAAAGGAAAAAAUGAUAUUUCUGCCAUCGUGGUAUCAGAAACUCCCGUAUACUCGGGAAGCUUCUCUAACCCGCAAUAUAUCAAACUAUCUCGCAAAGAAAGUGAAUGAAAUGUACAUGCAUGAUUCCCAAGAGAAAAUUCUUGCUGGCUCCUUUCUUUCUUCUGAUGAUGGAAUUCCUGCAGUCUCUCCUUCACACUCCUUCUUAACAAAGGGGUCAAGGGCUCCAGUAGUUCAUGAGGAAGUUGUAGAAGAUCCUUUGGUGUCAUUCUACGAACUUCGUUCUGCUUAUUAUCGUGCGAGACAUAAAGAAUGA